UGUUAGGUAGUUCUCAUUUAUCUUUCAACAGGAUGUUUGGUGUCAGAAGAGUGAGUGUGUGGUGCCACAUGCGUGGAUUCCAGUCUGCCUGGUCUGGCUACCGUUUGGCGCGCCAACAAAGUAGUCCUUUGCUGACCACCAGCACGCAGGACGUUCGCCAACUUCACACCUCUUCGUCGAAAAGCGAAAGAAAAUUAAACCAGCCAAUCGUAGCCAACCAGAUGCCACGUCCCGGAGGCAUUCCAUCGUUUAUGCGCCUUCCUAUUCAACAAGAUACCAAAGGUUUGGACGCUUGCUUUGUGGGUGUACCAUUGGACAUAGGAUGCAGCAACAGGACAGGGACCAGAUUUGGUCCUCGCUAUCUACGUUGCGAGUCCCCGCAGAGGCCCGUGAACCAAGGUACAGGUGUAAACCCGUUCCUUACACAUAAUGUGGCCGAUAUUGGAGACGUCUUCAUCAAUCUGUACAAUCUGCCAGAAGCGUGCCGUAAUAUCCGGGAGCAGUACCAAAACAUCAUCAGUAACAAAUGCAUCCCUCUUACCAUGGGCGGCGACCACACCAUCUCAUACCCAAUCUUGCAGGCGAUGAAGGACAAAUAUGGACCGGUAGGACUUAUCCAUGUGGACGCUCAUCCAGACCUACAGGAUGAGGUGUUGGGUAGCCCGAUAGGACAUGGGACGCCCUUCAAAAGAGCUUACGAUGAGGGCCUGCUUGACUGUUCCCGUGUUAUUCAGAUUGGCCUGAGAGGCACUGGAUACUCCUCAGACGACUGUAACAUUGGCAGGAAUUUGGGAUUCCGGGUGGUGGGAGCGCAGGAGUGUUGGUACAAAUCUUUAGAGCCCCUGAUGGCCGAGGUGCGAGAACAGAUGGGAGAGGGACCCGUCUACCUCUCCUUCGAUAUUGAUGCUAUCGAUCCUUGCUACUGUCCCGGCACUGGAACGCCGGAAGUAGGAGGCCUCACUAGCAUCCAGGCACUUGAGAUUGUUCGUGGAUGCCGCGGCUUGAAUCUUGUUGGCUGUGACUUGGUGGAGGUGUCUCCACCUUACGAUGUGGCAGGGAUGACAGCAGGAACCGGCGCCCACCUUCUCUUUGAGAUGCUGUGCGUGCUCCCUGGAACUCGAUGUUGUGACUGAUCAUCUGUUCCCUGUGUUAUCAUAUUAGGUUUUGUAUUGAUGUUUUAUCCUUUCAGCAUUCCAUUCAGUACUGUAUUUUAUUAUAAUAUAGCCACUGUAGCUAUUUAAUAAAAUAUUAAAUUAAA
This is a messenger RNA of Portunus trituberculatus (swimming crab), 1258 nucleotides long. Its product is annotated as guanidinobutyrase-like. Gene Ontology annotation, molecular function: agmatinase activity; metal ion binding. The record is from RefSeq and is a predicted model, not a curated record. The transcript is spliced from 7 exons. Bases 33 to 1133 code for a protein of 366 amino acids. Lineage: Eukaryota; Metazoa; Arthropoda; Malacostraca; Decapoda; Portunidae.